AUGCCGACCUCCGGCGACCUGCCACGCCCUCGCGUGGUCCUCCUCCCGAGCGCCGGGAUGGGCCACCUCGUCCCGUUCAGCCGCCUCGCCGUGGCGCUCUCCCCCAGCUGCGACGUCUCGGUGGCCGCCGUGCUCCCCACAGUUUCCUCCGCCGAGUCCGCGCACCUGGACGCCCUCUUCGUCGCGUUCCACGCCGUCCGCCGCCUCGACUUCCCCCUGGCUCCCUUCGACGCGUCCGAGUUCCCCGCCAGCGCCGACCCCUUCUUCCUCCGCUUCGAGGCCAUGCGCCGGUCCGCGCCGCUCCUCCUCGGCCCCAUCCUCGCCGGCGCCGGGGCGUCCGCGCUCGUGACCGACAUCGCGCUCGCGUCCGUGGUCAUACCGGUGGCCAAGGACCUCCGCCUCCCCUGCUACGUCCUCUUCACCGCCUCCGCCGCCAUGCUCUCCCUCUGCGUCCACUUCCCCGCCUACCUCGACGCCAACGCCGGCGGUUCCGUCGGCGACAUUGAUAUCCCUGGCGUGUACCGCAUCCCCAAGGCCUCCGUCCCGCAGGCGCUGCACGACCCCAACCACCUCUUCACCCGCCAGUUCGUCGCCAACGGACGCGUGCUCGCGGCAUCCGACGGCGUCCUGGUCAACUCAUUCGACGCGCUCGAGCCGGAAGCCAUUGCGGCUCUGCAGGAUGGCUCCGUCGCCACCGGGUUCCCUACCGUGUUCUCCGUCGGGCCGCUCGCCCCAGUGAGCUUUCCGUCAGGCGACCCGGCCAAGAACCAGCCACCUUACAUGCGGUGGCUGGAGGCGCAGCCGGCGCGGUCGGUUGUGUACGUGAGCUUCGGGAGCCGCAAGGCCAUCUCCAGGGACCAGCUCCGGGAGCUCGCCGCCGGGCUGGAGGCGAGCGGGCACCGGUUCCUGUGGGUGGUGAAGAGCACCGUGGUGGACAGGGACGACGACGCCGACCUCGGCGAGAUGCUCGGCCAAGGGUUCCUGGAGCGCGUGCAGGGGCGGGGGAUGGUGACCAAGGGCUGGGUGGAGCAGGAGGAGGUGCUGAAGCAGGAAUCCGUCGGGCUGUUCGUCAGCCACUGCGGCUGGAACUCAGUGACGGAGGCGGCGGCGGGCGGGCUGCCGGUGCUGGCGUGGCCGAGGUUCGGGGACCAGCGGGUGAACGCCGGCGUGGUGGCGCGCAGCGGGCUCGGCGUGUGGGUGGACAGGUGGAGCUGGGAGGGGGAGGAGGGGAUGGUGAGCCGGGAGGAGAUCGCGGAGAAGGUGAAGGCGGUAAUGGCAGACGAGGCAGUGAGCAAGAAGGCGGCGGGAGUGCGGGAUGCGGCGGCGAAGGCUGUCGCUGACGGCGGCUCGAGCCACGGGAACUUGGCCCAAUUCGUGCAACGGUGCCGGGAUCGAAGCGUAAGCAAGUAGUACGCUCUCUCCACUGUAGAAGCGAGUAGUAAUAAUACUCGGUUGUAUCGUCUAGACCGGGCAUAGACGUGAACCACCUUCUGGACGUGUUGUAUCGAACCGUUUGCGCCGUUUGUGUUC
Lolium rigidum is the source of this 1530-nucleotide messenger RNA. Its product is annotated as UDP-glycosyltransferase CGT-like. The record is from RefSeq and is a predicted model, not a curated record. The transcript has a single exon. The coding region runs from base 1 to 1410 and encodes 469 amino acids. Gene Ontology annotation, molecular function: UDP-glycosyltransferase activity. Lineage: Eukaryota; Viridiplantae; Streptophyta; Magnoliopsida; Poales; Poaceae.